GUCGAAGGAGUGACAUGCUGAAGUUUUCAGUGAAAAAGAAGUGUGUGUUAUGAUAGUUCAACUGGUUGUUUUUUCCUCCGUGGUACUAGGACUUUGUUGGUUCAUAGCCAGGAGGAAACCGAAGCUACUCAGGAGGAUGUUUAAGCCCGGUAGCCCUCUUUUUGCUCUUGGAUACCAAUUCUAUUCCAAGACAAGGUUAGGUCACUACUACCAUGCCAAGAACCUCAAGAAGGCUAGAGAUCAGUUUCCUGAUGGGCAUUCAGUGGUGGAAGUCACUGAAAUGAAUGGUAUUAAGAUCAGACCGAUACCAUACUUAGAGGAUAACUACGCGUAUCUUGUGAUUGACAAAGCGACAAACAUGGCCGUCGUUAUCGAUCCAGGUGAUCCAGAGGUCGUUCAGUAUUGGAUAGAACAAGAGGGUGUUUCUAUAACGGCCAUCUUAACCACACACAAACACUGGGAUCAUUCUGGUGGAAACACAUCUCUCAGGAAAGUUUAUAAGAAGCUUGCUGUGUAUGGGAGUUCAACAGAUUCAGUACCAGGUCUUACACACCAUGUUGUUGAUCAGGAAAGCAUUCAAGUGGGUGGUCUGAGGUUCACAGCUCUCUUCACACCAGGUCACACUGUAGGUCACAUGGCAUACCUCCUACACAGUCCAGGAGGGGAUUCCCCAGACUGUGUAUUCACAGGAGAUCUCUUAUUCCUUGGUGGUUGUGGUCGGAUGUUUGAAGGUCCAGCGUCACUGAUGCUUCAGAGUCUAGAUAAGAUAUGUGAGCUGUCUCAAGACACCAUUGUUUGGCCAGGUCAUGAGUAUGCCAGGGAUAACCUUGACUUUGCCCAAAACUUGGAACCAGGAAAUCAAGAAGUGAUGGCCAAGUUUUCAUGGGUAAAGGAAAGAAGAAAAGAGAGGUUAAUAACGGCGCCUUCCUCCGUGUCAGAAGAAAGGUCUUACAAUCCUUUCUUAAGAGCCUCUUCAUCGUCUCUCGUCCAAGCUCUGAGAAAAGACGAGGGGUCAGAUCAUGGGUUGGAUGUAGAUAAAGAAGAGAACAGAGCAAGCAUCUUGAAGGAACUACGCAACAGGAAAGACAAGUAUUUUUAUAAACUAUAGCUUUUAAUUUUGUGUACUGAGAUUAAAAAUGCUAAGCCUGCUUGGCUGAGGGGAGCAGAGACCUCAAAUGGUGUCAUUCAGUAAGUCACACUUUGUGGUCUUGGGUUCGAAUCCCCCUGGAGUGAUUUGCCGGAACUUGGGGGGAAAGUACCGAGUACACAUCAGUGUAGGUAAAGAUAACAUCUAUUAAAUCGCUGUUCACACAUAUAAUUCGUACUGUCUCUAGUCACUGGGCUAGCUCAAUGGUCUAGCAAUGCAAAGGUUGUGCGUUCGAAUCCCACCUGAGUGAUUAGCCUGUGGAUUUUUUUUCGUCAAAGAAUUCGGGAAGGUAAUGAAAAGGAUCAAAAGAAAAUGAUAUACUUUAUCUUGAUGCAAAAAACAAAUCGUUGCGGUACCGUUUGCUAAAACGUAGGAUUCAAAAUGCCUCCAGCUACUGGGAUAGCUGUAUAGUAACUUAAAGGUUGUGGGCUCGAAUCCCAUUGGAGUGAUUUGACUGUCGAUUUUUUUUUUCAUAGAUAUUGGUGUAAGGGUGAAAACAAAUUACAUUCUUUAUCGCGAUGCAAAAAUAACAUCUCUUACUUGUUCAUUUGAAGAAAUAUUUAUUGACGGAACUUGUGUAGAAAGGGUUGGUCAUUGGAUGAACUUUUUUCAAUUGAGUAUUCUCUGAAACAGAUUUAAGGGGUAAAGUAUGUUUCAAUCCUUUAUUGUAUCAAAAAGUAUUUAUUUUUGUAUAUAGGCAAGUUCCCUCAGAUUCCCCCAAACGAAAUUCAUUACUGAAUAUAUUUUAUUGCCAAUAUUUAAGUCUAGAAAAUAUUCAAUUAAAUUCACAGAAGAAUAUAGUAUUUAAAAUCAGAAUCAAAAUUAACGGAAGAAAAAUGUAGAAAAAAACCUAUAAACUGAAUAAGAGGCUUUGUAGCAAUUAGCAAUCAUACAUAUCCAUGUGCAGUGUACAUAUACUUACAAUUAACAAACACCUUGCUAAGCUUAUCAACUCACUUUGUAAUUUUGUUUUAAGUUGUUACACGUUAACAUUACAUUAAUCCUCCCCCAACUGGGAUAAGACAAAGUGUUGGUAUUUUCUCUCAAAGGAAUUGGGCCACAACUUUCCCUUCAUCGUUAUCCAAUUCUAAAUCUUUACAAAUUCACAAGACUAUUUAUUUUACACACACACAUUUUUUUUUAUUCCCAACUCUGCAACUGUCUGUUUUUUUCAUCAAAAGAAACUUACCGUUCACAGUUAUCCAAUUGUCGAUGUUUACAAAUUCACAAGACUUGUUUUUGUACCAUACUUAGUUACGUUGUGCCCGAUGGACAGUUGAAGAGUGGAACUUUAUAUAAACUUCAAAUGUCGCUACGUGCUCGAAAUACACUGUUUAAAGUAAACCUGCAUUGUUAACUUGCUAUUGAAUUCCCCUCACCCAUCAAUUAAACAUCACAAUGCAAAGUGAUAUGAAAAAAAUGGCUUUAAUUAUUAACGUAUUUAUCAAUCAAGGUUUUGUGUAAAGCGAACUAAUUAUUGUAUAAAGUAAAUUAUUGUGUU
Messenger RNA from Asterias rubens (European starfish), 2648 nucleotides. RefSeq names its product probable hydrolase PNKD. Gene Ontology annotation, molecular function: hydroxyacylglutathione hydrolase activity. NCBI's taxonomy places the organism in Eukaryota, Metazoa, Echinodermata, Asteroidea, Forcipulatida, Asteriidae. Gene Ontology annotation, cellular component: mitochondrion. The coding region runs from base 50 to 1108 and encodes 352 amino acids. The transcript has 10 exons. The record is from RefSeq and is a predicted model, not a curated record.